GCCGACUAAAAAAAGAUAGCCACUACAAAACCACUCCAAUUUUUUCCAUUUGCAUUAAUUUCUCUCUCUCUCUCUCUCUCUCUCUCUCUCUCUCACACACACACACACACCAAAAAGCUGAGAGAAGAGCUAAUUAAUUAUUCAUAUCUACACAUUUACACACUUCACUCAUUUGACCGCGACUCCAUUUGUCUAUAUAAACCUUUCAAACCCCCUUCUCUCUCCUCAUCUCUCUCUCUCUCUCUCAUCUCUCUCCGAUGGCGGAAACCCCAACCAAACGCCUCCGACAAGAGACCCCCGGCCUCGAAGAUUCAUCGAAUUCGAAGCGCCACAAACCCUACACCACCAUUCUCUCUCUCCUCGACGACGACGAAGAAACCCUAGAACAAAAUCAGGACCUCUCCGCCAUAUUCACCACCCUAGAGCAAGAGCUCUCCUCCUCCGCCGCCGCCGCCGCCGCCGCCGCCGCAGAAUUCGAUUCCCCGCCGCCGCAGCCGGAGGCUGCCGAGGAAGACGACGGCGGCGCGAAGUCGGUGAUGAGGCACCUUCUCGAAGCUUCCGACGACGAGCUCGGGAUUCCGAAUUACUCGUCUGAGGAGAAUUUGAAUAAUGAUACUAUUAAUAUCGGAUUAAUUAAAUCUGAUGAGAAUAUUUCGUUUAAUUUCUUCGAUAAUGGGCUCUGGGAAUUUGAUGACGUGGCGGCCAACUACUAUGCGAUUCUGCAGUCGGAGCUCUUUAUGUAGAUUUUCUCUUUUUUUUGGGGGGGGGGGGAUUUGAAAUUAGUGGGAAAUAUAGGGGUGUAAAGAUUAUUAAGGAGGAAGAUAUUGGAGGCGUUUUUGGUGGUUUUCAUCUUGGUCCCCCCUCUUUGGUAGAAUUGGAUAUGUUCCCCCCUCUUUUCUUUAAUUUUUAGAUUAGAAUAUUUUUAAAGAUGUAGAAUUUGGAAAAAAAAGGAAAAAUUAUUCCAUUUUAUUGCUGCUUUGGUAAAAGAUGAAAUGGCGAGUGGAAUCGAUUAACACGAA
Messenger RNA from Salvia miltiorrhiza (redroot sage), 1019 nucleotides. RefSeq lists its product as uncharacterized. The record is from RefSeq and is a predicted model, not a curated record. The transcript has a single exon. The coding region runs from base 258 to 743 and encodes 161 amino acids. NCBI's taxonomy places the organism in Eukaryota, Viridiplantae, Streptophyta, Magnoliopsida, Lamiales, Lamiaceae.